GUCCUUAUGACGCAGCGGAAGUCUCUUCUUCUUCCUUUCCUCCAUUAGGUGAGUGCGUGGUGGGAGCGCGAUCUCCUCAGCUCUCUGUAAAUGAGGCAAAUAAAAGCUUAUUUUCACAUAUCGAGUCACUGAUUUCAGCUUGUAACACCUUUUUAUUUGUUAAUUUACAGAUUGCAACCAUGGGCCGCCGACCAGCCCGCUGGUAAGUCCUGUUUUUAUGUUUGUGAUCUGAGCCGAGUCUGGGCAAAAUGGCUCCGGGUUCAGAGUCACCAUGUGGACGGAGCCGGCAGGCCCCUGACUGUAUGUAGGGCUAACGUAGAGCAAGAAAACUGACCUUUUUGUACAGGAUACAGGUGGAUUAAUGUUUGAAUCUGCGUAAAGUAUGUUAAUGUGACUGCAGCAAACUCGUUGUUGAAGCUAACGUUAGCUAACAUGAAGCUAACUCAGUCAGGACAGAAGUCUGAAACUUCGACAGAGUUACUUAUGGGAACAGUUUGUUUCAUAUUAUAUACUUGUCAUAAUUCCUGUGUCAAGUGCGUUAUUAAUAUUUUUCGGAGUUAACGUUUCAGACCUCACUGUCUCACUUGAGGACAGAGUCACAAAAAAAAAACUCUAGUCUCCUCUAAAGUCUAAAUGACAACCCUGAUCUCAAUGAGAUCUCUUAAGAGUCUAAAUAACGCUGAAAGAUCACCUGUAUACUUACGUUGUUGCAGUUGGACUUUCAGAUGGACUGUAAAGUCUUGAAUCAGAUCUCAGUCCUGACACAUGGGCACGGUGCAGUAAAAAGCUGAUGGUUUGAUUCCUGCUCAUUUCAUUAACCUGAAAACCACUCUGCGAUCUCUUCAUUUACAUGUCUGUGCGAUCUAAAGUCUACAUCCCUCAAACUCACACCUGCUGCUGAAAAUCAUGACAACACUGAGUGUGGAUCAUGACUUAAACCAGUAAACAAGCUGCUCCCUCAUCAUGUCAGCUUUAUAUUAGUUUCACCAGCUGAAGCAGAGGUCUAAUGUUGAAAAUGGCAGGCGAUGAAGGAGCUCCCUGAAUUUGUUAAAUACAGACUUAUAAUAUUGGGAGACAUGAUUAAUUUACCUGAAUGUGCAUCUUAGCAUGAGCUCAGCUGGAAUGUUGUACUAGUUAACAUGGCUGCCUUUCAGUGGAUGAGCUUCCGUCUGUGUCUGAAGUGUCUUUGCUGUAGGGCGCCCAUUUGGCCAGUGGAGCAGAUCCCAUAAGUCCAACUUCUGUGUAAUGAAACUCCCAGAGACUGAUGUUGCUGUUAAGAUCUGAAUUUCAUGUACCGUAUCAAAUCCAGAAACCUCAGAAAUGUAUGACCUGUCCUAGUUGCAUCAGGUUCUUGACACUCAAGCCUAGACCUGUCUCUGUAUUGUAUUUGUGGAUAGUAAGAAGACGACAGAGUAUUUCCAAAGUAAAGCAGCUGCAGUGAUCAGUGACCGUUAUGAUUCAAAUCUCAUGUUUUAAUUCUCUCCCACAGCUAUCGCUACUGCAAGAAUAAACCCUACCCCAAGUCCCGCUUCUGCAGAGGAGUGCCUGGUAAGCUGAUCUUGUACUUGAUUCAGCAUCAGUGUUAUCCUCUCAGUGAUGGGAGUCUGUUGGAUCUGUCAGUUUAAACCGUUCAGUUGUUACGUUAUGUUAAGUUUUUUGGCUCGUGAACAGUGUGUCUAAUGUAACGAGUCUUUCAUUCUUGGCUCUGCAGCUUAUUAAGCCGACCAGUUGUGCUUUCUGUGCGUCUCUGGUGUGCAAAGGCUGCAGACAGUGACUCUGUGGUUGUGUAUGUCCUCAGCUGGGAGGUGCUGAGUGCUUUAAGGGACCGCUGAGACAGAGUUAUUGGACAUCAUUAACAGCUCACACUUUGUAUAUUAGCAUCAGUGUUAUCACAGCACCUUUGCACCAACACACUGAACUCCACAGCAGUGUGACAUUUAUGUCCCAGAGUUCAUGUGGUUCUGCAUAUCCACAUUCAGACUUGCCCUUAGUUCUCUUUCAUCUCUCUUGAAUCAGGUUUUGCUGUAAACUUCAAGUGUCAAGUGUUUCAUUUCUCCUUCCUUUUCUCCCUGAAUUUAGAUCCUAAGAUCAGGAUCUUCGACUUGGGCAGGAAGAAGGCCAAGGUAGAUGAGUUCCCUCUGUGCGGCCACAUGGUCUCUGACGAGUACGAGCAGCUGUCUUCAGAAGGUGAGAACACAGUGAGCUGACGGGACCCCUGCAGAGAUAGUAGAAACCUUUGUCUCUUGAUGCUUUCUCAAACGCUUGAUAACUCUCUGAAGCUCUAACAUCUUCUACGUCUCCUCCUCUAUGCAGCUCUGGAAGCUGCCCGUAUCUGUGCUAACAAGUACAUGGUGAAGACCUGCGGAAAGGACGGUUUCCACAUCCGCAUGCGUCUGCAUCCCUUCCACGUCAUCCGCAUCAACAAAAUGUUAUCAUGCGCUGGAGCUGAUAGGUGAGAAUCUGAGUGGAUCUGCUGCUUCAUGCUCACAUAGAAACUUUCAAAGUUACAGGUCAGGGACGCAAAGGUUUUAGGGGCAAAUUUUUACAAGCGAGAAUGUGUCUGUGGAGAAUAAAUAACAGUUUUUACUUAAAUAACUUGUACUUUUCCUUUGGUUGUUAUAUGUCAGAAUUCAGAGUCACCACAAGGUGCUUUGUGUUGUCAUUAUAAAGUAUUUAUAUACAUUAAAAAUUCUAAAUAAGUUCACAUAUUCAUCAUUAAUUGCCCUCUGCAGGCUCCAGACUGGGAUGCGUGGUGCUUUUGGCAAACCUCAGGGCACCGUGGCUCGUGUGCACAUCGGUCAGGUGAUCAUGUCCGUUCGUACCAAGGCCCAGAACAAGGAGCAUGUGGUCGAGGCUCUGCGUAGAGCCAAGUUCAAGUUCCCCGGACGCCAGAAGGUAAAAAAAAAAACACCUUAUAUCUGAAUCUGCACUGGAAUUCUGAGGUCUUUAUUCUCUCUUUAGCUCUCUGAAGGAUCAGGGUUUUUUUGAAUGUUUAAUUAUGCAUCUUUAUCAGCGUUUUAGCGGUUAAUCUCUGCAGCUUAUUAAGCCGACCAGUUGUGCUUUCUGUGCGUCUCUGGUGUGCAAAGGCUGCAGACAGCGACUCUUUGGUUGUGUAUGUCCUCAGCUGGGAGGUGCUGAGUGCUUUAAGGGACCACUGAGACAAACAGCGACUACCUCAGAUCUGUAAAUGUGUUUUUAGUACAGUUAAAUGCUUCUUUAAUAACCCUGACUUUAUACCUCCUUCAGAUCCAUAUUUCCAAGAAGUACGGCUUCACUAAGUUCAACGCCUGCGACUUCGAUGACAUGAUGGCGGAGAAGCGUCUGAUCCCUGACGGCUGCGGCGUUAAGUACAUCCCCAGCAGAGGCCCUCUGACCCGCUGGAAGGCUCUGCACGCCAACUAAAGCUGCCGCAGGUGUUACAUGACAACCAAUAAAGUGGGGUUGAUUACAAAAGUGAU
Molecule: messenger RNA, 3458 nt
Organism: Xyrichtys novacula (pearly razorfish)
Lineage: Eukaryota; Metazoa; Chordata; Actinopteri; Labriformes; Labridae
Source: the annotation of a GenBank genome assembly